GACUAUUUUGAGUUGAUGCUCAAACUUAAGGACUGUUUUGAGAAAAGAUUUUUCUCAACUUUCUCUACACCGGAGAAUGCACAACUAGACCACCAGAUUCCGGGCCGUGUUCGCUGUGCAUCAAUCGGAGAAUGCACAAUUAAAUCGCGGGGGCCGUGUUCGCCGUCGAGUAGAGGUCGGAGUUAUUGUGUUCUCUUUCGCCUGAUUCUGUAAUCCAUUUUAAUUGGUGAGAUAGCCUCUUUAGGGUUGAGAUGCAGAUUGACUAAUAAUGGGUCUGGAAAAUCUGAAGCAACUGACGCCUUUUAUCAAAGAAGCAUUUCAGCAAACACUACUCGUAGCCAAAUUCCUCUGUGGUAUUCAUGUCACCAACAGCUACAUCUGCACCUUCGCUCUCACUCAAGGUCCAAGCAUGCUUCCAACGUUUAAUCUGACUGGAGAUCUUGUUUUGGCUGAAAGGCUAUCAACUCGGUUUGAGAAAAUGCAACGUGGAGAUGUGGUGCUAGUGCGUAGCCCUGAGAACCCGAGAAAAAUUGUGAUCAAAAGACUCAUGGGUAUGGGUGGUGAUACUGUUAGAUAUGUUGUGGAUCAUGCAAAUAAUGGAAUAGAACAUACUAUUGUGGUACCAGAUGGACAUGUUUGGAUUGAAGGAGAUAACAAAUUUAAUACCAACGAUUCGAGGAACUUUGGACCUGUACCUUAUGGACUUGUACAGGGCAGAGUCUUUUGGAUUGUAUGGCCUCCUGAAGAUUUUGGAUCAGUAGGAAGAGAAGUACAGUAAUCAACCUUUCAAGAUUUGGAGUAUGCUUGUAGAGUAUUCUCUUACAAGCAUGGUUUUUAAACAAUUUACUGAAGAUGGCAAUUGGUGGGUUGCUUUACUACUAGGUUCGAGGUGGAAGACAGGACGCCGGAGCUGUUAAAUAUAUUCGGUUAAUGUAUUUCUCAAGCUCCAAAGGCUGCACGGUUUGCAUAAUUUAUUCUUGAAGUGCCACUGCUAAUGCAUUAGCAAGUUUCUAGCUCGAUAGGAACCACAUUGGUCUUCCAUAUUUACUUAUGCCCAAAAAUUGUUUCAAUUUCUUUAACAUGUGAAAGCUUCUUUUCUGUUUUACUUUGUCGUUGUUCUUCUAUCAAAAGAGUCGUUCGGGACUUGUGGACCUAAGGGUUGUGGUCUGGCGGUCACUUCUCAUAUCUAACUCGAGCCUUUGUAGUCAGAGUUACUCGAUACAUGUUACCGCUGGGAAAUUACAUGUACCUGGUGUCUAAGGUGCAGGCAAGCUUUGCCAAAACACCUCACAAUGUUAAAUUUUUCAUUUUUGGGCAGUUACAUGUUCCAUUUAAUAAUACAGUAGUAAUUUUUUUUUAUGUUAAAUUACUGCAGCAUAUAUCCAAAAGUUGGGAAUUGA
This is a messenger RNA of Solanum tuberosum (potato), 1400 nucleotides long. RefSeq names its product mitochondrial inner membrane protease subunit 1-like. Gene Ontology annotation, cellular component: mitochondrial inner membrane peptidase complex; membrane. The transcript is spliced from 5 exons. The coding region runs from base 269 to 778 and encodes 169 amino acids. Lineage: Eukaryota; Viridiplantae; Streptophyta; Magnoliopsida; Solanales; Solanaceae. Gene Ontology annotation, molecular function: serine-type endopeptidase activity. The record is from RefSeq and is a predicted model, not a curated record.